UAUUUCCACUCAGGCAGUGCAGACGGUUACCCCGAAGGGUCCUGAACAUCACACACAUACACACGUGUGCUGCGCUCCGUAACCAUGGCGGACCUACAGAUGAAGCUUCUCCGGAAGAAAAUUCAGAAAAGAAACGAGAAGAACAAGGAGCGAAAACUACUCAGACAGACAGAAGAGAAAGAAACAGUAAAAUCAAAUGGAGUUGAGGAGGAAUGUGAGGGAACAGCAUCUGCAUGUAAGACAGAUAAGAAGCCCAAGAAAAUACAGAAGAAGCCGACUGAAGAACCAUCUAAGGGGACCACGACAGAGGAAACGUCUCUGAAGAAGAAAAAGAAGAAAAGAAAACUGGCAGACACCUCCGAGUCACCAGCUGAGAAGAAGACCAAAACACUGAAGGAAGAAGAAGACGAAGAGGAGGAGGAGGAGGAGGGAGCAGCAGUAGCAGAUGAAGAUGGAGAUCAGGCUGAUGUUAAACUAGAGGGAGCUUCAGAUGAUGAUGAGGAGGAGGAUGAUGAUGAGGAGGAGGAGGGUGAGGAUGAUGAUGAUGAUGAGGAGGAGGAGGAGGGUGAUGAGGAGGAGGAAGAUGAAGAUGACAAACCCAAAGAGGGAGAUGAUGAGGAGGAAGAUCAACCUGAAUUACCCGUUGGCUUAACAGGAGCAUUUGAGGACACGUCCUUCGCUUCUCUAGCUGAGCUGGUGAGUGAGCACACGCUGAAAGCGGUGAAGGGGAUGGGCUUCGAGCACAUGACUGAGAUCCAGCACAAAAGUAUCCGCCCCCUGCUGGAGGGGAGGGACGUUCUGGCUGCUGCCAAGACAGGAAGUGGUAAAACGUUGGCCUUCCUCAUCCCGUCUAUAGAGCUCAUCUACAAACUCAGGUUCAUGCCCAGAAACGGUACCGGUGUCGUGAUCCUUUCACCCACGCGUGAGUUGGCGAUGCAGACGUACGGUGUGAUGAAGGAGCUGAUGCAGUACCACGUGCACACCUAUGGUCUGAUCAUGGGGGGCAGCAACCGCUCAGCUGAGGCCCAAAAACUGGCCAAUGGCGUCAACAUCCUGGUGGCCACACCUGGUCGUCUGCUGGACCACCUCCAGAAUACGGCUGGAUUCAUGUACAAGAACCUGCAGUGUCUGAUUAUCGAUGAGGCCGACAGAAUCUUAGAGGUCGGCUUCGAGGAGGAGCUGAAGCAGAUCAUCAAACUGCUGCCGAAGAAGAGACAGACCAUGCUGUUUUCAGCCACUCAGACCCGUAAGGUGGAGGACUUGGCUCGUAUCUCCCUGAAGAAAGAGCCUCUGUACGUCGGCGUGGACGACAACAAAGACAGCGCCACCGUUGACGGCCUGGAGCAGGGCUAUGUGGUGUGUCCGUCAGAGAAGCGCUUCCUGCUGCUCUUCACCUUCCUGAAGAAGAACAGGAAGAAGAAGCUGAUGGUGUUCUUCUCUUCCUGUAUGUCUGUGAAGUAUCACUACGAGCUGCUCAACUACAUCGACCUGCCCGUCAUGGCGAUCCACGGCAAGCAGAAGCAGACCAAACGUACCACCACCUUCUUCCAGUUCUGUAACGCCGACUCAGGCAUCCUGCUGUGUACUGACGUGGCGGCUCGAGGGCUCGACAUCCCCGAGGUGGACUGGAUCGUCCAGUACGACCCUCCAGAUGACCCCAAGGAGUACAUCCACAGGGUGGGCAGGACGGCCAGAGGCAUCAACGGCCGAGGCCACGCGCUCCUGAUCCUCCGACCAGAAGAGCUCGGCUUCCUCCGCUACCUGAAACAGGCCAAGGUUCCUCUGAGCGAGUUUGAUUUUUCUUGGAGUAAAAUCUCCGAUAUCCAGUCCCAGCUGGAGAAGCUGAUUGAGAAGAACUACUAUCUCCACAAGUCGGCGCAGGAGGCCUACAAGUCCUACGUGAGGGCUUACGACUCCCACUCGCUCAAACAGAUCUACAGCGUCAACACCCUCAACCUCCCCAUGGUGGCGCUGUCGUUCGGCUUCAAAGUGCCUCCAUACGUCGACCUGAACGUCAACAGCAGCAGAGGUGUGAAGAUUCAGAAGCGCGGCGGUGGAGGAGGGUUCGGAUACCAGAAGUCCAACAAAGGACACAAGUCCAAAUUCUUUAAGCACGUCAACAAAGGCGGGAAGGGAGACAAGCGGCAGUUCUCCCGCUGAACCGUUGCAGCAAAAUAAAUCCUGGACUGAUUCCUCGUCUGUGUAUCUGAAGAACUUUUUAUUACAUGAACUUCCUGUUUGGAGCCGGGUGUUACGUCACGUGUCCCUCUGACAUCAUAAGACCCCCCAUCAUGUAAAUGUUGAAGAAUUCCUCGUGUUGACGUCACGUUCAACAGAAAUGCUCGAUUUUCUUCAUUUCACCUGCCCGGAUUAUUACAUCUAUUGACUUUAUGUACAUUCAGUUUGCUUCGUUCAUGUUCUGUAGACUUUUCUAAUUACAGUCACUUGAUUUUAAACCAUG
Acanthopagrus latus (yellowfin seabream) is the source of this 2461-nucleotide messenger RNA. It is a transcript of the gene ddx18, whose product is annotated as DEAD (Asp-Glu-Ala-Asp) box polypeptide 18. Gene Ontology annotation, molecular function: ATP binding; RNA helicase activity; nucleic acid binding. The record is from RefSeq and is a predicted model, not a curated record. Gene Ontology annotation, cellular component: nucleolus. The transcript has 14 exons. The coding region runs from base 85 to 2160 and encodes 691 amino acids. Lineage: Eukaryota; Metazoa; Chordata; Actinopteri; Spariformes; Sparidae. Gene Ontology annotation, biological process: maturation of LSU-rRNA from tricistronic rRNA transcript (SSU-rRNA, 5.8S rRNA, LSU-rRNA).